AGCCACACAAUCAGCUAUUUCUCAAGGGAUCCCUAUGAUCAAAGUACUUAGUACCUUAAUAGCUGUUGGAUUGAAAAGUGGCCCACAUUUUUGUAUAUGAAGAGAAAAUGUACUUAAACCAAACCUAAAUUCAAUGGCUUGCUAUUUCCACAAAAGACAUUCCAUUCUCAGCUCCAGGCAGUCAAGAGACAAGAUCCUUCUCUCUCUCUCUCUCUAUCUUACUAUCUCUCCACUACUUCAUAAUCACCUUAUCUUACUCCAGAAGUAGAGUUGCAUCCUUAGAAUCAAAAGUGUUAGGAAAGAGAAUCUGAGAAUCUCAAUUAUGAACUCCAAUCAGAAACGCAAGACAGCAGAGAAAGUUGCAGAGUACAAGCAAGAAACAGAGAAGUUUAAGGUUGAAGAAAAAGAAAGCCAACAACCAAUUCAAGACUCAUCAUCAACUUCCCUUCUUCCUCCCUCAGCUUCUUCUUCUCCUUCACAUGAAUUCUCCUUCACAAUUUCUCUCCAUUCUUCCUCUUCUGACAAAACCAAACCCACUCCUCCUUCCUUUGCCAUUGACUUAUCUCCUGCAGAUGAUAUCUUCUUCCAUGGCCACUUGCUUCCCCUUCAUCUCCUCUCCCACCUUCCUUCUUCACCUCGCUCCUCCACCAAUUCCAUGGACAGCUUCACCAUCCCAAUCAAAGAGAUUUGGGACAAUGAAGAGCCCCUCAAAGACAGCUCAAGUUGUAGCACCAGCACCAGCAGCAUCAAGCAUCAGGAAACUGAACCAACUGAAACAGGUGGGAGAACCAAAUCCAAGCCUUUCUCAUUAUUUGGAUUUGCGAAAUGGCGAAAAGGGUGCGACAUUACCGAACAAGAUGAUAAAGCAAAGCACAAGAGGAAGCUGGGAUUUGAUGUUAGUCAGGUUCUAAAACGAUAUGCAAGAGUGGUAAGGCCAUUGUUGUUCUUCAGAUGGAGGAAAGAGAACUUACACAUUCGUCGUCAAGCUUAUUCCUUUUCGGGUAAUUUGAAUCCGCGAAACAAGCAAGAAUUGAGAGGAAGAAGAGGAGAAUUCUCAGCACCAGCAUCCAUGAGAACAUCCCCAACAAAUAGCGGCCUUCUCGUUGCAACUCCAUCUAUGACUUCUUCUACAAGUGAUAGCACCAUGGAAGAGUUGCAGUCUGCAAUUCAAGCUGCCAUUGCUCACUGUAAGAAUUCCAUUGCUAAAGAAGAUAAAACCAAUGUCAAGAGCUGAUAUUAAGAGUAUCUUAUUGGCUAGCAAAUUCGGAUUCCUGUAAAAUAUCCACACACACACACACACAGGUGUCAAUCAUUUCAACUGCUUUGCAUUGCUUCCAAAAGCUCAGAGAAAUGAAGUUGGUAUUUAAUGUAAAAAGCCCAAUGAUUAAUUGUUCUUAUACACGAUUCUUGAUUGUGAAUUAUUAUAAUUUUAAUAACCUCCUUAGCUUGCGCAUAGACUAUGCCUUUUCAUGUGUUAUUAAUACAAAGAAUUCAAUGAAUCAAAAAAUGAAGAAAAACAAUUACAAAACAGUUUUUUUUUUUCAGUCGCUUUGCUAACAAUUCUAUGAAAAAUUUCAUACAUCAAAGACAGAUAGGUUUCUCUAUUUAAUUAAACCUUAACACAACGAAUAUUUCAGAAACUCAAUUGAAAAAAGUUCAAAAUUUCCCAUAAAGUUGAGGCUAGAAAUUGGCAUUUCCAUGUCCAAACUUGUCCUAGAAUUGACAUACCACAGAACCCUUUCCCCACCUCUAUCUCUCAUCAUUAUCAUCAUCAUCAUCUUACUCUUAACAUUAUGAAUUCCAAUCACUGAGUUGCUGAUUAAAAGUGAAAGUGAAGCUUCAUAAGAACUUCACAAAAGCAAACGAAAAAGCUCAUAAGAACUUUAAUUCAGAGCCGGGCCAACCCCACGAGAAAAGAGACUGAUCUCAAGCAAAAUUGCGGGUUUGUGGAAAAAGAGCUUGAAUCAGAUUUCAGAGUAGGGACAGAAUGGAAUGGGUUAUGCAAAUGAGUCCAACAAAACCAUAGCCACAGAAUUC
Messenger RNA from Benincasa hispida (wax gourd), 2037 nucleotides. RefSeq names its product BRI1 kinase inhibitor 1-like. Gene Ontology annotation, molecular function: kinase inhibitor activity. Gene Ontology annotation, cellular component: plasma membrane. The record is from RefSeq and is a predicted model, not a curated record. NCBI's taxonomy places the organism in Eukaryota, Viridiplantae, Streptophyta, Magnoliopsida, Cucurbitales, Cucurbitaceae.